GAUCCGCUCCGAUCCAUGAAAAAGUGAGAUCGAUUUAUAUGCGAUGUUCUUGCCGUUCUCACUCUUUUACUAAACGUAAAGUUUUCGAUAGCUGGUAGUUCUGCCUCACCGCUGUUGUGUUGUUUUCUUGCCAAUACGUCGGGCAGAAUGUCGAAAUCAGAGAAGGCCGCUCUUGGUGGCGAUGAGCCCCAGAUCCACAGGAUCCGCAUCACUCUUUCAAGCCGUAAUGUGCGCAGCUUGGAGAAAGUGUGCGGUGAUCUGAUCCGUGGUGCUAAGGAGAAGCAGCUGCGCGUCAAGGGACCAGUGCGCAUGCCCACCAAGAACCUGAAGAUCACCACCCGCAAGACACCCAACGGUGAGGGUAGUAAGACCUGGGAUCGCUAUGAGAUGCGCAUCCACAAGCGCCUCAUCGACCUGCACUCGCCGUCUGAGAUCGUCAAGCAGAUCACUUCCAUCUCUAUUGAGCCCGGUGUCGAGGUCGAGGUUACCAUCGCUGACCAGUAGAUGCCAAUAAACCAGCUUUAGAAAAACUGAA
Messenger RNA from Sycon ciliatum, 535 nucleotides. Its product is annotated as small ribosomal subunit protein uS10-like. The record is from RefSeq and is a predicted model, not a curated record. The transcript has 3 exons. Bases 148 to 504 code for a protein of 118 amino acids. Gene Ontology annotation, biological process: translation. Gene Ontology annotation, cellular component: ribosome; cytosolic small ribosomal subunit. Gene Ontology annotation, molecular function: structural constituent of ribosome. Lineage: Eukaryota; Metazoa; Porifera; Calcarea; Leucosolenida; Sycettidae.